AUGCAGCGGCCCUCCAUCAACACUUCCGCCUGCUUUCAGCCUCAGCAUCAGUAUCCAUUCCACGAGUACGACAUCCUGAGCAUCAGUAUCAUUUCCACAAGUAUAUACUCACAGGCACUGAUGGACGUCCCUAUCGUCGCCAACGUGCUCGGCACCCUCGGAGCCGUAUAUANNUGCUGGUCUGUCCAACUAAUCCCCCAGAUCAUCAUAAACUACCGUCGUCACAAUGCCACCGGUCUUCAGCCCUCAAUGAUGAUGUUCUGGGCAUGGGCAGGCGUGCCUCUAGGCGUCUACAAUAUAACCUCUUCCUUCAAUAUCGCUCUGCAGAUUCAACCUCAAAUCCUUGCCUUUCUGUCGCUAUGUACCUGGAUUCAAGUCUACUACUAUGAGAAGAAGUGGUCUGUGGUGCGCAGUCUCUGCGUGGUUAUCCCCAUUGCGAUCUGUAUGGCCGGCAUUGAAGUCGGCUUGGUGGUGGCCCUGGAGCGAGGCAAGGAUAGAGGCGUCGAGUGGCCGUCGACACUUAUGGCCGUGCUUGCUGCGACAUUCCUUGCCUGUGGUGUGGGCGCGCACUAUUGGGACAUCUACACCCAUCGCACCGUCAGAGGCAUUUCAUUCACCUUUUGCUUCAUCGAUGCCCUUGGAGACUUGACCUCAUUGAUCUCGGUAUUCUUCCAGCCUCAUCUCGAUGUCUUGGGGAUCAUCAUCUAUGGCCUCGAGCUUGUACUCUGGCUGGGCAUCUUUGCUUGUGGCGGUUACUACAAUCUGAGACCUUGGAUCAAGCAGAGGAAAUCUAGGACACAGAGGGAACAUGAAGUUGAUGGCCAACAAGACGUAGCGAACGGCAUUUCUCUGCACGCCAUGCCGUCUUCCACCUCUGCAUUCAGCACUUCCUCAGCCAAUGUUCAUGCGGUCGCUUUACGCGAUAGACAAACUGCUACGAUCUCGCAAGCAUGA
Messenger RNA from Aureobasidium uvarum, 954 nucleotides. The record is from the annotation of a GenBank genome assembly. NCBI's taxonomy places the organism in Eukaryota, Fungi, Ascomycota, Dothideomycetes, Dothideales, Saccotheciaceae.